This is a messenger RNA of Ricinus communis (castor bean), 1419 nucleotides long. Its product is annotated as stigma-specific STIG1-like protein 1. Lineage: Eukaryota; Viridiplantae; Streptophyta; Magnoliopsida; Malpighiales; Euphorbiaceae. The coding region runs from base 781 to 1251 and encodes 156 amino acids. The transcript has a single exon. The record is from RefSeq and is a predicted model, not a curated record.
UCUAUAAUUAAUAUUUUUAACUUUUAACUUAUUCGUUAAUAAUACAUACAUAUAUUAUGAGAUUCUUAAGAAGUUUAUAAUAAUGAACGAGUCAUGCUAAGCACGCUAAUGAAAAAUAAUUUUAGAAUAAGAGGAAUAAAGAAUUUAUUUAUUUAUUAUCCACUAUUUUGCUUAAUUGUGCAGCUUUUUGUAUAGUAGAAUUAAUUUUAUAUUAAAAUAGCAAAAUCAUUACUGAAUAAUACUUCUAAAAUAAUUUCAACUGUAAGUAAAAAAAAAAAAAAAAAAAAAAAAACCUGAGCUGAAAUACAUCUUACUUACAGAUGGAAUUAUACCGAAAAACAUAAGCAAAACAGGAUCAAAAGCUACAGUUUUAAUACUUGUAAUUUCUACUGAAUAAUCAUUAAAGAAAGUCAAGUUGCUUAAUUGUGCAACUUGACAAGUGGGCUUAAAGAGGGAAGCAGUUUGCAAUUGUCAACACCUCUCCCCUUUUUUGGUACUAAUCAACUCAUAGAAAGCUUACCUUUUCUUGCAAUAUCUCUGGUCUAUUCUUUCCUGAUCUUUCCUUUAUCCAUAAAAUUGACUACGCGUAGCCCUAGCAUGAAAAAUGAAGUCUUUCAUUACCAAUAAGUCGUUGAAGUGGAAGAAGAGCACAUGCUCAAGCUGCCCGCCAAAGUUCUCUAUAAAUACUUCACUUAUAUUGCCACUCUUCUCCAUCCACAACCCUAAUUGUCUCUUUCUUUCCUUUACUCAUUUCCAUUCCCGACACACAAACACAAGAAUAUGAAGUUGCUAAAGUUUUUCUUGAUUCUUGUUCUUGCAAUGGCUCUACUCCUUCCCAUUAGUACUGCAUUACCGCUCGAACAAGAACAAGAUCGAGAACGAGAAGAUAUCGAUUAUGACUUGACCAAACGAUCGCUUAAUGAAACAACCCAGUUCGAUCCUGAACAUGGAUCCCGUCAUUUUCCUGCUCGAAACAAGUUUAGAAAAGCUUGUCGUGCAAGAUGUGACAAGUUCCCUAGGAUUUGCUAUGCCAAGGGAAGUCCAGGGCCUUACUGUUGCAAGAAGAAGUGUGUGGAUGUUCUAACGGAUCGCUUCAACUGUGGAGCCUGUGGAAAGAAGUGCAAAUACAAUCAGAUUUGUUGUAAUGGAAAAUGUGUGAAUCCAUCCUUCAACAGAAGGCAUUGUGGAGGCUGCAACCAUAGGUGCAACAACGGAGAGUUUUGUGCUUUUGGCCUUUGCAAUUAUGCAUAGGGUAUUUACUUUCUGAUCACCCAUACGAUACAAAACAAGUUUUGCCUCUGUCUCAAGAUAGUUUUGCGAAUAACAUUUAUCCUUUCCUAAAAGCUCCUUUUUUCUAUUGUUCCUUUCUCCAUUUAUGGACAUUAGUACAUAUUAAUUUCCCUUUGUUUCAUUUUUCUU